Messenger RNA from Eruca vesicaria subsp. sativa (arugula), 3395 nucleotides. NCBI's taxonomy places the organism in Eukaryota, Viridiplantae, Streptophyta, Magnoliopsida, Brassicales, Brassicaceae. The record is from the annotation of a GenBank genome assembly.
CUUUUGUAGCUUCAGAGAAAUUUUGAUUAAACCCUAAUCUCUCUCCUCUCUUUGGAGCAAAAAAAAAAAAUGUCGAAAUCAAUGGAGGACGAGAAUGUUCUCAAAUCCGAAAUCGCAUCAUUCGCUUCCUCUCUCGGCUUAUCUUCAUCACUUCCUUCCUCAGGCUUCAACGACUCCGAUUUCCGCAAACCCACUAAACCCCCAAAAACCCAGAAACGAAAAAACCCUAAAAACGACGUCGUCUCCGAGGAUGGCACAAAAGGAGACGCUAAAAGCAAGCCCAGAUCGAAGGAAGCGAAGAAGCAAACCUCCAAAGAAGCUCCGGCGGCAAACCCUAAGCCAAAGACUGAUUUUUUAUCGAUUGAAGACGAGAAAACCGGUUUUAAAGCCAAAAAAUUCGAAAAGUUCAAAACUUUACCUAAGCUUCCUUUGGUGAAAGCGAGUUUGCUUAGCUCUGAGUGGUAUAACGACGCGGAGGAGCUCGAGGAGAAGGUCUUUGGUGGAGGAGGUAAAGGGAGAGUGGUGGUUGAGGAUUUGAAGAGUGUGGUGGAGGUUAAGAGGGAGAUGGGAGAGAGGUUGAUGUGGCAAUACGCUGAGGAUUUUGUAAGUUCGCAAGGGAAGAGUGGUGAUAUGAAGAUGGUGAUUUCUGCUCAGAAGUCUGGGACGGUUGCUGAUAAGAUCACUGCUUUUGAGAUUAUGGUUGGGGAGAAUCCUAUUGCUAAUAUGAGGUCUCUUGAUGCCUUGUUGGGAAUGGUGACUUCGAAGGUUGGGAAGAGAUUUGCGUUCAAGGGACUUAAGGCUCUAUCUGAGAUUUUGAUCAGGCUGUUACCUGAUCGCAAGCUGAAGACGCUUUUGCAGAGACCUUUGAAUAGCAUUCCAGAAAAUAAGGAUGGUUACUCGCUUUUGAUGUUUUGGUACUGGGAGGAAUGCUUGAAACAGAGGUAUGAGCGCUUUGUUAACGCCCUUGAUGAAUCAUCUAAGGAUAUGCUUCCAGAGCUAAAAGACAAGGCUUUAAAGACUAUAUACUUCAUGUUGACAAGCAAAUCAGAACAGGAGCGGAAAUUGCUUGUGUCAUUGGUGAAUAAGUUGGGAGAUCCUCAAAACAAGAGUGCAUCUAAUGCUGAUUAUCACCUGACAAACCUUUUGGCUGAUCAUCCUAACAUGAAGGCUGUGGUGAUUGAUGAAGUGGAUUCCUUUCUCUUUCGUCCUCAUCUUGGGCUACGUGCAAAGUAUCAUGCUGUUAACUUUCUGAGUCAAAUUCGAUUGAGCCAUAAAGGAGAUGAUCCAAAGGUGGCAAAACGCCUAAUUGAUGUUUAUUUUGCCUUGUUUAAGGUUUUAACAACAGAAGCAAAUAAGAAACCAGGCGCAGAUGACAAAGUGGCUGAUAAGAAAAAUGCAAACUCUAAGGACACAAAAGAAGACAAGUCCUCUGAUUCGCCUGUUGAAUUGGAUUCCAGAAUUCUAUCAGCUCUACUAACGGGUGUUAACAGAGCUUUUCCAUAUGUUUCCACUGACGAAGCAGAUGAUAUAGUUGAAUCACAGACGCCGGUGCUUUUUAAAUUGGUACACUCGAAGAAUUUCAAUGUGGGAGUUCAAUCACUGAUGCUUCUUGACAAAAUCUCAUCCAAGAAUAAGAUUGUCAGUGAUAGAUUUUACCGUGCAUUGUACUCGAAACUUCUACUCUCCUCCGCAAUGAAUUCUUCUAAGGCUGAAAUGUUUAUUGGGCUUCUUCUCAGAGCCAUGAAGAACGAUAUCAAUAUAAAGCGUGUGGCUGCCUUUUCCAAAAGAAUCUUGCAGGUUGCGCUACAACAGCCACCACAGUACGCCUGUGGAUGCCUCUUCCUUCUGUCUGAGGUGCUAAAAGCAAGACCACCUCUUUGGAACAUGGUGGUCCAGAGAGAAUCAGUUGUGGAAGAAGAAGAUGUAGAACAUUUUGAGGAUGUGAAAGAGGAAGACGAUAUUGAUCCCAUUAAGGAAGCAGAGAAAGAAGGGAAUGUUGUUGAAGUUGAUCAUGAAGAUGACAAAAUCACAAGUAGAGAUGAUGAUGAUGAUAAUUCUUCAGAUGACGAAGAGGCUUUGGCGGCCAGGCAAUCUGAUGAAGAAGAUGAUUAUGCUUCUGAUGAUGGUGAAGAGCUAUUUAUUAAAGAAACCUCCCAAAAAACCAUGGAGGUUGUUAAUGAUAGCGAAAAAAUAAGCCAGGCGCCAUUAAAAUCAAGUUGUCUUCCUGGAGGAUACGAUCCUCGCCAUAGAGAACCUUCUUACUGUAACGGAGACCGUGUGAGUUGGUGGGAAUUGGUUGUUCUUGCUUCACACGCUCAUCCCUCUGUGGCUACUAUGGCUGGAACCCUUCUCUCAGGAACUACUAUCGUUUACAACGGAAACCCGUUGAAUGAUCUAUCUCUAACUGCUUUCUUGGAUAAAUUUAUGGAGAAGAAACCAAAGCAGAACACAUGGCAUGGCGGCUCCCAGAUCGAACCAUCCAAGAAGCUUGACAUGUCAAACCAGAUGAUUGGAGCUGAUAUACUCAGGUUAGCAGAAGAAGAUGUGUCUCCUGAAGAUUUGGUCUUCCACAAGUUCUAUGUGAACAAGAUGAACAGUACAAAGCAAUCAAAGAAAAAGAAGAAGAAGAAGCUACCUGAAGAAGAAGCUGCUGAAGAACUUUACGAUGUGAACGAUGGUGAUGGUGGAGGAAACUACGAUAGUGAUGUCGAGUUCGAAGCUGGUGACGAGAGUGACAAUGAGGAGAUUGAGAAUAUGUUGGAUGAUGUUGACGAUGACGCUGUGGAAGAAGAGGGUGGUGAGUAUGAUUAUGAUGAUCUGGACAAAGUAGUGGGAGAUGAUGAUGAUGAGCUUGUGGCUGAUGGGAGUGAUGCAGAUAUGGACACAGAAAUGGAUAUGCUUGAUGGUGAAGAUCUAGAUGAGGAUGUUGAUGACAUUGCUGAUGAUGAUGUUGGAGAUGAUGAUAGUGAUGGUGGUGGUAACAAGAAAAAGAAAGGAAAAGGAAAACGGAAAUCUCCAUUCGCAAGUCUUGAAGAGUACGAGCAUUUGAUAGACGAGGAGGAUGAUUCAAAGUCGAAAAGAAAAGUAACAUCAGAGCCCAAAAAGAAGAAAAAGAAGAAGACUACCAAAGCGUCAGAAUAGAAAAGGUUCAUUGUCGUUGAUACCUUGAAGCAAAAGGUAAGAAUCGUUGCUUGCUAUGGAAGGCUUCUUCUGUUGUUGAGUUGUACUAAAAACUCUGGAGACAAUUACUCCAAUUUUGUGGUGUUUUGUUAUUUCUUCUACUUUAAGUUUUCAUCUCUUAAAACAAAAAAAGAUUUAGAUUUUGUAUGAUUAUGUUAUCUAAUUACUUGAGACUUUAUAGCUGAAACCAUAAUUCAAAAUUUCCUUUAUAUCCA